AUGUCCGCCAGUCAGUCCAGCCAGAAACUCCCAGCGCAGGCGGCGCCGGAAGCUAAGGCUCGCGGUGCAAAUCGCUCGACAAAGGUCGCGGGCAAGCUCAAGGUAUUGCCAGACCAACCGGAGCCUGUCUUGCCAGCGAAGAAGGAAAGCGAAGAAGAGGCAGAUAGCGACGAAGAUGGGGACGAUGAGGAGGAGCCGGAAGACGUAGAGACGGGAUGCCCUGCGUUGACGAAGCGAAAGGCAAAGUCGCUGCCGCGUGUCACCGCAUAUGCCACUGCUGGGUCCUACCGUUUUCCUGAAUUGAUGAAGUUUUUCAAUGCAAGACGCCCGUCUUACCAUACAAAUCCUCGGAUCAUCGACGAGGUUAUCUAUACGCCCUAUGCUUAUGAUGAGCACGCCGAAGUGCCCUCAGGCUCACAGCGUCAAGUCCACUUUCAGCCUGAUUCACCAGAGACCGGUGACUUGCUCGGUGUACCGGAGCUAGUACCGGACAGAGACGGGCAUGCGCAUACAGACGGCGAACAAGAAGGAGCGGAGAUAUUCAUGUUCAAGUAUGGAACGGUUGUACUCUGGGGCAUGACUGAGGCCCAGGAAAAACGGUUCCUUUCGUCAAUCAAACGAUUUGAAGUCGAUAAGCUAGCCCCGCACGCCGUAGAAAUGGAAGAUCUCAACUACUAUUAUGCGAAUUAUAGCCGGAUCUACAACGACGUGAUCACUCUGAGGGUUGGGACAAAACUCUCAUUAUCGCACGCUUUGUCGCAGUCUGUCAAGAUAUCUCUGUUUGAAGAACUCAUCUCCUCGACGAUCGAAGAGACCAAGGAUAUCCCCGAGAUAAUUAGUGAGACGGGGAAGAUCGGGAUGCCGCAUAAGGACAUCAUGCGAAAAAUCGGGGAGCUGUUCCUGCUGAGGGCGAAUAUCAAUUCGGUCGGAUCAGUGCUCGACUCUCCGGAGGUCUUCUGGACGUAUCCUGACUUGCAGCCGCUAUACGACGCAGCACGCGAUUAUUUGGAAAUUCCUCAGCGAAUUGACUUGCUCAACACUCGUGUGGAGGUGCUACAAGAUAUGCUCCAGCUUCUCAAAGAGACCGUGUCAAGCCGGCACGCAGAACGUCUGGAACAAAUUGUCAUCGCUCUGAUUGGGGUAGAGAUAGUCCUCGGCAUCAUAACGAUUAUCGUUGACCUGUUUGCAUAA
Messenger RNA from Fomitopsis serialis, 1191 nucleotides. RefSeq lists its product as uncharacterized. The record is from RefSeq and is a predicted model, not a curated record. Lineage: Eukaryota; Fungi; Basidiomycota; Agaricomycetes; Polyporales; Fomitopsidaceae. The transcript has 15 exons. Bases 1 to 1191 code for a protein of 396 amino acids.